Messenger RNA from Pogona vitticeps (central bearded dragon), 2746 nucleotides. It is a transcript of the gene WBP11, whose product is annotated as WW domain binding protein 11. The record is from RefSeq and is a predicted model, not a curated record. Gene Ontology annotation, cellular component: spliceosomal complex. Gene Ontology annotation, biological process: RNA processing. NCBI's taxonomy places the organism in Eukaryota, Metazoa, Chordata, Lepidosauria, Squamata, Agamidae.
CUUUUCAAGAUGGCGGCGAAGGCGAGCUUUUUCGGAAGCGGGUUCUGCCGGGCCUUUUGCUCUUUCUGGGAAGAGUGAGGGCGCCCGGGGUCUUUCCCUCCCGCACCGCCGACUGGGGCGCCUCUCGUGAGGCUUUUGCCACGACAUUUAUCCGGGUCACCGUCCUCGCAGAACGCGCCCGGCCUUGGGAUCAGUUUUGUUCACUGGAAUAGCAAAACCAACAAACUGUCAAAAUGGGGCGAAGAUCAACAUCUUCCACCAAGAGUGGGAAGUUCAUGAAUCCCACAGACCAAGCUCGCAAGGAGGCUCGAAAGAGAGAGCUGAAAAAGAACAAGAAGCAGCGUAUGAUGGUGCGAGCAGCAGUGCUAAAGAUGAAGGAUCCCAAACAAAUAAUUCGAGACAUGGAAAAACUUGAUGAAAUGGAGUUUAACCCAGUACAACAGCCACAACUCAAUGAGAAGGUGCUCAAGGACAAGCGUAAAAAACUACGUGAGACUUUUGAGCGUAUCUUACGGUUGUAUGAGAAAGAGAAUCCAGACAUUUACAAGGAGUUGCGCAAACUUGAAGUGGAAUAUGAACAGAAGAGAUCACAACUCAGCCAGUACUUUGAUGCUGUGAAGAAUGCUCAGCAUGUUGAAGUGGAGAGUAUCCCUUUGCCAGAUAUGCCCCAUGCUCCUUCCAACAUCCUCAUUCAGGACAUCCCUCUGCCUGGAGCCCAGCCCCCCUCUAUUCUCAAAAAGACAUCUGCAUAUGGACCUCCUAUCCGGCCUGUUUCUGUACUUCCACCUCCUGGACAUGGUGUUCCUCGCUUACCUCCAGGCAGAAAGCCUCCUGGACCUCCACCAGGUCCACCUCCACCUCAGGUCUUGCAAAUGUAUGGUCGUAAAGUAGGAUUCAGCCUAGAUAUGGCCCCUCGGAGAAGAGAAGAAGAAAUGUCUUAUAGUCCAGAGACAGGUCCACGGGGACAUGACGAAGAAGCUUCUAGUACUAGUGAAGAUGAGGGGUACCCUGAGGAUAUGGAUCAGGACAAGCAUGAUGAUUCAACUGAUGACAGUGAAAGUGACCGAAGUGAUGCAGACAGUGAAGGAGAGGAGUUCACGCACCACGAGGACAAUGCCGAGAGAGAGGCGGGUGAAGACAAGAAAUCAGGUCAUAGUGUACGGUUUGCUGACAUUCCUGGAAAACCACGAAAGAAGAAAAAGAACAUGAAAGAUCUCACUCCACUUCAGGCCAUGAUGUUGCGGAUGGCUGGCCAGGAAAUUCCUGAAGGAGGCAAAGAGGUAGAAGAAUAUUCUGAAGAAGAGGAUGACGACGACGACGACGAUUCUGAUUCUGAAGAGGCAUCACAGAAACAACGCACAGAGGAGUCCCAUGCAGAGACUGCAUCAUCAACACCAUCUCAAUCAGCGCAGCAACAGCCACAGCCACAGCAGCAGCCCCCACCCGGGGAACCUGUUCCUCCAACUCAAAUACAGGCACCUCCCAUGCCUGGACCGCCACCUCUUGGACCUCCUCCUGCACCACCUUUGCGGCCUCCAGGACCACCUACUGGCCUUCCUCCUGGGCCACCCCCAGGGGCUCCUCCAUUCCUCAGGCCACCUGGAUUGCCUGGACUACGUGGGCCUUUACCACGACUCCUGCCACCUGGACCUCCCCCUGGCCGCCCUCCUGGCCCUCCACCUGGUCCACCUCCAGGUCUGCCGCCAGGCCCUCCUCCAAGGGGACCCCCACCUCGUUUACCACCUCCAGCCCCUCCAGGUAUCCCUCCUCCUCGUCCAGGCAUGUUGCGCCCUCCUUUGGUACCUCCCCCAGGCUUAUUCCCACCUGCUCCCAUUCCAAAUCCUGGGGUCCUGAGUGCUCCCCCCAGCUUGAUCCAGCGUCCCAAGGUGGAUGAUACUAGUGCAGCCACUAUUGAGAAGAAGGCCACAGCAACAAUCAGUGCCAAGCCCCAGAUCACCAACCCAAAGGCUGAGAUCACCCGUUUUGUGCCCACGGCCCUGCGGGUCCGCCGAGAGAACAAGGGGACAUCUGCCUCCAUCCAGAAGAAACCUGAUGAUGAGCCUUCUGUUCAGAUAACCAAAGCAACUCCUAAAGCUGGCUCAUCUGCCCCGGUUUCUGUACAGACCAAGGAUGAUGUGUAUGAAGCAUUCAUGAAAGAAAUGGAGGGGCUUCUGUGACAACUGUUUCAAGUUAACGUUUAUAUCCUCUGUGAUGAUGAGAGCAGACUACUAUGUUAGGGACAGGGUUUCCAUGUUGUAGUGGCAUCCAGUUGAAGAACUUCUUUCCUAACAAGUAAUAGUUCCCCCAUUCCUCUUAACUUGUGAUCAGAGUUGGGGGGCGAGCCCUCUGUAGAGUGGAAAAGGAACACAGUUGUCUGUCUACCAUCUAACAAAGGUCUAGCAAGACUCAGUUGUGUCUGUGCUCCCAUGGAAAAUCUUUUGUGUCCUUGAGUAUUUUUUUAGUUAAUGGGAAGAAUAAACUCGUGAACACAUACAUACCUGUGCAUCAGGUUUGUAUUUUCUGUUUUGGUGGCUUUCUGUAAAUAUUUUGUAAUGCUGGUUUUUAGUUGAGUGGGAUUAAAUGGUUUACCCACUGUCAAAGAUGGAUAAAGCUGAUGUUUGCAUAAAUAGCAUGCAGACAUUUUGCACCUGAGAUAAAUAUCCUGCAGUCAUUUCAGUGGCUUCUUGCUGACAGGAGAAACAUGAUUGUCUCAUGAGUGGGAAUAAAUAUUUGAUGUACUACUACA